AUGGUGUCCUCGGAGCAAGAGGCUGAGAAGAAAAUCUCGGUCAACACGGAGUCGCUGGCUCCUAAUCCUGCGCCAGCUUACGAUGCCACUCCUGGGGAGGUCCACGAUGUUGAGAGCCACAAUGUCCUCAAGCGAGACCUGAAGGGUCGGCAUAUGCAGAUGAUUGCAAUCGGUGGUGCCAUUGGCGCGGGUCUCUUCGUUGGUACAGGAGGUGCCCUGCAUGCGGGUGGGCCUGGUUCUCUGCUCAUUGGUUAUUUGGUUAUUGGGCUCAUGCUUUUGUUGACUAUCCAUGCACUGGGCGAGUUGGCUGUUCUCUACCCGGAAAACGGAGCGUUCUUCACCUACUGUGUGAGGUUUAUCAACCCUGCUUGGGGAUUCGCUGUUGGCUGGGACUAUGCGAUCAGUUGGCUUGUCAUCCUUCCGUUCGAAAUCACGGCUGCGGGCAUCACGAUCCAGUAUUGGCGAGAUGAUCUGAACAUCGGUAUAUGGAUUGCAGUCUUCUUGACUGUUCUCAGCGCCAUUCAGAUUUUCGGAGUCAAGGGCUACGGUGAAGGCGUGUUUGCGUCCCUCCUCGCUUCCCGCAUUACUCUGCUAACCGGCUUUCCCUCGACAGUGGAAUUCAUCCUCGGCAUGAUCAAGGUGAUUGCAGUCAUCGGCUUCAUCAUCCUGGGUAUCGUCAUCGACUGUGGCGGCGCACCUGUGGGCGGAUACAUUGGUGCGAAGUACUGGCACCACCCGGGUGCUUUCACUGACUUCUACGGGUUCUGUUCGGUGUUCACGACCGCUGCGUUUGCGUUCAGCGGGACUGAAAUGGCUGGCCUCGCUGCUGCCGAGGCGAAGAACCCGGCAAAGGCUCUCCCCAAAGCCUGCAAGCAGGUUUUCUGGCGCAUCCUGAUCUUCUAUGUCCUCGGGACCUUCAUCGUCGGUCUCAUCGUUCCCCACGACGCAGACUAUCUGCGCGGUGCCUCGGGAUCCAACACCAAGGCCUCUCCUUUUGUCGUGGCCAUCCAGAACGCGGGCAUCUCGGGUCUCCCGUCUGUCAUGAAUGCCGUGAUUACCAUUUCUGUGAUUAGUGUGGCGAACUCGGCUACGUAUGGAUCGAGUCGCACCCUCCAGGCGCUCUCCAUGCGCGGCAUGGCCCCCAAAUGGAUGGCCUAUAUUGAUAAGUCCGGACGCCCCAUAUACUGCAUCCUGCUCCAGAUCGCCUUUGGUUUCUUGGCGUUCAUCAACGAGGCUUCGAGUACCGGCGACGCGAUCUUCAACUGGCUUCUCGCGCUCUCUGCUGUCAUCUCGUUCUUUGUUUGGGGCAGCAUCUGCUUCGCUCACAUCCGAUUCCGUCAAGCUUGGGCUUUCAACGGCCGGGAUGUGAAGGAGCUUGUCUAUACUGCUCCGUUUGGUGUUAUUGGCAGCUGGAUCGGCGUGUUCCUGAACGUUCUGGUUCUGAUCGCUGUGUUCUAUACCUCGGUCAAGCCGCUGGAUGCUGAGACCUUCUUUGAGAAUUAUCUUGCCGUGCCUUUGAUCAUUUUCUUCUACGUCUUCUGGCUGGUCUACACCAUGAUCAACAAGGAUCCUAAGCUUGAGCGGGGCGCCUGGCUGGUCAAGGUUCGAGAUAUGGAUAUCUUGACCAACAUGCGCGACGACUCGCUUGAUUAUGACCUACCAGCAAAGGUUGAGUAUCGGACCUGGGGCGAGUACUUCAAGGCGGCCCCUCUGAGGAUCGUGCGCUCUCUGUUCUAA
Penicillium chermesinum is the source of this 1737-nucleotide messenger RNA. Its product is annotated as amino-acid permease. The transcript is spliced from 4 exons. Gene Ontology annotation, cellular component: membrane. Gene Ontology annotation, molecular function: amino acid transmembrane transporter activity. The coding region runs from base 1 to 1737 and encodes 578 amino acids. The record is from RefSeq and is a predicted model, not a curated record. Gene Ontology annotation, biological process: amino acid transmembrane transport. NCBI's taxonomy places the organism in Eukaryota, Fungi, Ascomycota, Eurotiomycetes, Eurotiales, Aspergillaceae.